AUGGGUCAACGUCCACGUGCUAUUAUUGUGCACUUCUUGCGUUAUCGUACACGUCAAAUGAUACUUAGAAAUAAGAAAAAACUAGAGCAAGAGAAAAAACGUAUUUAUACAUCAAAUGGUAAAGUCAUGUAUAAUGAUGGUAGAAAACAUCUCGAAUUAUUUUCUGUUCAAUAUGCUAAAACGGAUCCAAAAAGCGCUCAAUUAAGUACAUAUAUUAAUGAUGUAACAACAUGGAAAUAUGAAUAUCAAAAUACAGAUGAUGACGAUCUAGAGUCAGUCAAUGAUAGUAAUAUUGAUGAUGAUGACUUAGAAUCGGUCGAUGAUAGUAAUAUCGGUGAUGAUGAUUCACGAGAUAAUAAUAACAUGUACUCCAAUGAGUCAGACCGCGAGCAACCGAUUUGUAUGUUAGCACAACAUUUACCAGUUGUAGAAUUAGUAGUCUUUCUUGAUGAAGUUAAUACAUCAUCGUGUUUAUCAUCCAUUAAAGAGAUGUUAGUCGAUCGUAACAUUAAUGGUUUACCAUUUCCUGAAAACAUCUUUUUCACUGCGGCUAUUAAUCCACAUACGAAACCAAAUGAAAACGAGAAGGAUGAUAUAAGUGUGCAUCGUCGAGAUUAUUUGGUGCAUGAAUUACCAGAAGCUUUAGAACAUCUAAAAUGUCGUUACGGUAGCUUGCCAGAUAGCCAGUUACGUGAUUAUAUAAAACGAAAAAUUGAAAUGCUCGAUAUUAAUGACGAUACACAAAAAAUGCCAUUAGACGAUUAUGUACAAAGCGUAUUAUGUGAUUCAAUAUUAAGCGCCCAACAGUUUUGUAUGAUACAUUUAGGUGCGUAUGCAUUAGAUACUACUGUCGGCGAAAAUUCUGUAUCACAAAGAGAAAUACAGCGAUGUUUUUCGAUAAUUGAUUUCUUUUGGAAAUUGCGAUAUGAUGAUGAAUUAAACGACAGAAGAGAAAAUAAUGAUGAUGAUAAUGAUAAUGCUCCAAAUCCAGUGGCGUGUAUUGCUUUAUCUAUCGCUUUAAUCUAUUAUUUUCGCCUGCCAACAGUAGCUGAUCGUGUGCAAUAUGGAGAUCUUAAAUCAGCUACACGCGAACAAUUCUCAAAAGUUUUAUCUCGAACAAUACCGAACUUUGAUUGUAUUAUCCAAACUGAAUUAGAACGAUUUGUUACACAUGAAAAUUUUUUAAUACCAAAUGGUGUAGCAUUAAAUCAAGCGGUGCGUGAACACAUAUUUGCUAUCUGUGUUGCUGUUACAACUCGGACUCCAUUGUGCAUAAUUGGAGAUCCAGGACGCUCGAAAACAUUAUCAUUUCAAAUUGUUCUUCAAAAUUUGCAAGGCAGUCAGUUAUCACCAAGAAGAUUCUGCCGUAGAUUGCCAGGCAUAGAUCCUCUCUUUUGUUUCGGAUCGAAAUACAGUAAGAGUCAAGAUAUUGCAACAAUAUUCAAUCACGCUAUUAAACGUGAAGAACAAUAUCAGCAAAGUCGUAUAGAAACACGUUGUGUUGUUUUUUUGGAUGAAGCAGGUCUUCCUGAUGAAAAAAAAAUGAUUUUGAAAGUAUUGCAUCCUUAUCUCGAUGAAUGUAAAGUUUCAUUUGUGGCUAUAAGUAACAAAGCGUUCGAUGCGGCUAAUGCAAAUCGUAUGUUGUGUGUUUAUCGAUCAUUGCCAUCAGAGGAAGAUCAAAAAAUCCUUGCUUUUGGUUGUUUGGGAUUAAAUUAUCAAGAUAAACAAAUAGAUAAACAACAAUUGGGAAAAAUUAUAACAGGUUUAUGCAAUGGUUACCAGAAAAUAUUGAAAUCUCCUGACAUUCCGCAUAUUUUUCAUGACAGAGAUUUUAUUUAUAUGUUGCGCGAACUGCAAUUCAGUGCAAGAAAUACAAAUGAACAAUUACAACAACAACACCAAUGUAUAAAUAGUAUUACACCAAUGGCUUUAUUAAAUUCACUAGAAAACAACUUUAAUGGGAUAAGAAACGAUCAAUUUCAAAAACUCGUGGAAAUUUUUUUCAAAUCAAUUCAAGAUCAAUGUGGCCAAUUUAAAUUACCACAAAACCAUAAUUUUAAUACAAUAUCAAUAUUAUGUGAUUCAAUGAAUCUUGAUUCUAAUCGGCGUCGUUUAUAUGGGCGAUACAAAUUGAUUAUUGACGAAAGUGAAAAUGAAGCAUCAAAUUUACUUUUUCAAGUUGGUGUUUUAAAUCCAAGUACAACAAGCGUAUUUCGUAUGUCCGAUUUCGUUGAUGACAUUAACAAUGAAUUGAGAAAUGUUGAACGUUUGUCUGAAAUUAAGUUAUGUAUGGAAACUGGUAAAACAAUAUUAAUGAUUAACACGGGCCGAAUACAUGGUUCAUUGUACGAUGUCUUUAAUCAAAAUUUUUCAAUAAUGGCUACCGGUGACGAAAGAAAGAUAUUUUCUAAAGUAGCCAUUGGUCCAAAAACAGUCGAUUGUAUUGUUCACGAAAAAUUUCAAUGUAUAGUUCAUGUGAAACGUAGUGAGCUUCAUGAAAUACCACCGCCAUUUCUUAGCCGUUUUCAGAAAUUUUCAUUAUCAAUUGAAGAUUUUUAUCGUAGACAGUUGGAAAAAUUAAUAUCUAAUGAACAACAAAUAAUGCAACAAGUUGAAAAUAAAAUAAAAACAUUUAUUGAACAUUAUGGUAAACAAUACUUCUGUGGCUUAACAGACAAUACUCUUUAUUCAUAUUUAUUAUCCAUGAUUAAAAUUAAAGAAUCACAACAAACAACAACAAUAAGCCAUAAGAAAAAAGAUGAUCCAGAACGUCGGACACCGCAACAGCAAGGUAACAGUUCAUGCCUUCCCUCCC
Molecule: messenger RNA, 2815 nt
Organism: Didymodactylos carnosus
Lineage: Eukaryota; Metazoa; Rotifera; Eurotatoria; Philodinida; Philodinidae
Source: the annotation of a GenBank genome assembly